AUGGACAGACCCCCUUUUGCUAGCGCCAAAAAUGUUUCGGGCAGUGCACAGUUCUCAACAGGCUUAGGAAACCCAAUGAACAUUAACAACUCCUUCAGUGGAAAUAACCAUGCACCAUUUGAUACAAACGACCUGACCAAUUAUUUUAAGAGUUUGCUCAACAAAACCAAGCAUCCGUACAUUUGUUUCGCCCACGUUUUUUUUAAGUUCCUGGCCGUGUCGAUAUACUUCAUAGGCCCGUACCUAUUUCAAAGUGAAAAAUCGAAUGAACCUGAUUUUAUCGUGACGUUUGCAGGUACCCUAUUUUUAGUUUCGCUGGAUUUUUAUUUGGUUAAAAAUAUUACCGGCAGGUUCCUGGUGAAGAUGAUAUGGUGGAUCGACGCCAAUGAAGACUACUCGAACAAAAUAAUUUUCAAGUCUUCAGAUGAAAAUCUGCUGAAUAGUACAGACAAGAAGGUUUUUUGGUAUGCACUGUAUGCAAACUGUUUGAUGUGGCUGAGUCAAACCUUACAAACGUUAAUGUCGUUUCAGUUUUGCUGGUUUUUGCUUUGCUCCCUAUGCCUACUUCUCUCCUUUUACAAUUUGUUUAACUUUUGGAAAUGCUCCAAGGAGCAGCAUAAAGUAGUGGGUGCCUUGUUGAGCCGCAUCAAUUUGAACCAGUUCUACAAGACGGUGUUCGGUGGGUAG
This is a messenger RNA of Plasmodium fragile, 687 nucleotides long. RefSeq lists its product as uncharacterized. NCBI's taxonomy places the organism in Eukaryota, Apicomplexa, Aconoidasida, Haemosporida, Plasmodiidae. The coding region runs from base 1 to 687 and encodes 228 amino acids. The record is from RefSeq and is a predicted model, not a curated record. Gene Ontology annotation, biological process: protein secretion; vesicle-mediated transport. The transcript has 3 exons. Gene Ontology annotation, cellular component: Golgi membrane.